Messenger RNA from Fusarium poae, 516 nucleotides. RefSeq lists its product as uncharacterized. The transcript is spliced from 2 exons. The record is from RefSeq and is a predicted model, not a curated record. NCBI's taxonomy places the organism in Eukaryota, Fungi, Ascomycota, Sordariomycetes, Hypocreales, Nectriaceae. Bases 1 to 516 code for a protein of 171 amino acids.
AUGACAAUCGAUGGAAGCCCUUUACCUCGCCCAAGAAAGACACCAGCAAGGGACUCAUCAUUCUCGGGCUACAAUCCACAGUCUCCUACCCUAACGUCAUCGUAUCUUCAAGAAGACGGAGGAUCAUUCGUGACACCGGCUCCUCCUAGGAUGCACCCCAAGCUCGCACCGCCGAGCACAGCUCAACGACCUAGCCAGCACAUGCCUACCAGUUCACCAGCACCCUUCUGGAAGUACGCAGAUAUUGGUAGUACGCCGUUGAAACCGCUUGGUGGCUACGAUAUAAGUCCUACUAAAGCUGGGGGUGUCCUGCCCCAGAGUAGCAGUCCGCCGCGUGGAGAUAAGUCUCCCUUAAGCAGUCCUUCUCGACCUCAAAAGUCAAGUCCACAACCCCUUUCCGAACCAACGGAGGCCGAAGAAGAACAAGGUUUUGACCUGACAAAGGGGUUUCAGAGUAUCGGUUCGUACCAUGCACCAGUUGGUGGGGGUGCUUCCAUUUUGCAAGGCCACACGUAG